AUGAGUGCUGGAAAAGUAAGUAAAUUGGUGGCUCUGAAAUGACUAAAAAUCUUUGUACUGACCAACCCGUGUAUACAGUGGACCUGAUGCAAUGACAAAAACCGUACCAUUUUCCAUCCGGGAAGUAUCAAAAAUGUGGCAAAAUGCUUCAUUCUCCAAGUGAAAAAAACCCGAUUUCAAAAACUCUUUUUGUGAUGGAAAAGGCGCGCCCUUCAAAACGAAGUUUUUUCACUUGGAUAGGGAAGCAUUUUCCCACAUUUUUGAUACUUCCUGGAUCCAAAAUGGUUCGUUUUUUGCCACUGGAUCAGGUCCCUGACUGUAUGUGCGUUGACGCUGUCGUUUUCUGUCGAUUUAUUGCGGUGUUUCUGCUUAGAAGAACAGUUGACUCGAACGGCCGGAGAAAGACUUGACUCAAUCAAUUCUUUUUCCAUUUUUUUGUGUUUCCAGGCUGUCCUUGAAAGAGGUGGGCUGAAAUCAUGUGUUGGCUAGACAGAUAAUAUGAAAGAAAUCUAAAGUAGAUCUGCCCAUCGCACAUUGAGAACCGAAGGCUUCAAUAAAAAGUCAUCAUUUUGAGCCUACCAAAAAAAUAAGAAGCUUUCUCCAUUUCCAGAUAAUAGCGUCCGCUGCAACCACCCUUCUCAUCGCAACAGUCGCCAGUAUCACCGGACAGUUCCAUAAAACCGCCUUGGCCAUCGAUGUCGCUCAUUUUUAUGCGCCGUUUGCCUUGGCCUACUUUUCAGUCCUCUUCAUGAUCCCACUUUAUCCCCUUUAUCUACUCGCCUCCGCCCUUUUCUCCUCAUCAGCCUUGUCGCAACUCCAUUCCGAAGCAUUGCAGAUUCUAAAAACCAAAAAAGGAAAGCUUUAUCCCACGUGGAAGUUGGCUGCUGCCUCAAUAAUUGCGCUUUCCCUAUGGAUUUGCCCGCCGUAUCUGUUCGGCGUCGGCGUAAAGUACGUCUCAGUGUCGGUGGGGCUCUCAAUUUUGAGUCUGAACUCGGCAAUGGUGUUUAUAAUCAGCAUUUUCUGCCUGGGAACCAAGUUUUCAUGGCUUACGGUAGGUUGAAUUGCAAGUGGUACAGCUACAAGGAGGACGCUUUGAUUUGGAUGAGAAUUGACACAAACUUAGAAUAGUAGUCUUUACGGCAUAUACGGGAUUUUUACGUCGUUCUAGGCAAAUUCAAUGGAGAUUUUUCGGUGGAAAGUUGGCUAGAGAUCAACAUUUUUUUAGCAAAUAUAGGCCGAAAGAAGUGAAAUUUUCUCAAAGACCAGAACUCAGAUUUUCAUGACAUUUUGCGCAGAUGUUGCAGAUCAAUUACAUAUCCAUUCCUGAAAAUUGCAGCUUCAGUUUUGCAAGGGCAGCAGAGAUAUUCAGCAAUCUUUGCAGACCAAAAACGACGAAAAUGAGGAGUCGGGAUAAAAGUAAAUAUAUCUUAAGUUGGCUUUUUCAGGCCGUAGGCAUCAUCUUCAGCGUAUCUGGGGUGUUUUUUCUGUCAAUGGACUCCGAAUUCACCGGUGAUAUACUUGGAGUUUUCAUUAUUUUCUUGGCCGCUACGGGAAUGGCUUUUUACACGGUAAGCUUUCGCAUGAAUAACGGAGGUCUUCGCAAUUUGAAUACUAGGCUGUAUGCUGUAUUUUACAAAUGGACGGUGAAUUCUGACUAGCCAAACAAGCACUAUUUCACCAUUAACUUAAAAAUUUUUACAUUUAUUUCAGACCAGCUUCAAGAAGGUCUUCGGCGAGCCAUCUUUGGGCCAAAUCAUGCUCUUCCAAAGCCUCCUGGGCCUGGCGAAUUUGCUCUGGAACACGGCGGUGGUCGCGGCGAUAAUUUUUUUCGAUUUGGAGCACGUGGACUUCAAACAAAUCCCUUGGCCGCCAGUUCUUGGGCUGUCGUUCGGAAUGUUGAGUAAGGUUUUUAUAAAUCAAAUUUUUCGAAGAUAUGUGGUCGGCUUUUGAUGAAAUUUGGCAACAAUAAUCUGUCUAGGUUCUGUUUCAAUCGCUGAAAAUUUUAGUUUCCUCUUUGCAAUGCGAGCCGAGAUAUGAGACUUUUCCGAGAGAGCACAAAAAAUGAGGAGAGGGUCAGAGAAAAAUCUCUUUUCAGCCGUUUCUUGGCGAAUUUCGCUCGGAAAAAAUUGUUUUUCUGGCAAAAUGUUGUUCAUGACAUUCAAAAAUAAAAAUUUUAUUGAAUUUUACUUACUCUGUAUUUUGCAGCCUACAGUAUCGUGAUGAACGUUGGAGUCGCGUUUGUGAGCCCGUUGGCGGUCGCGAUCGGGGUUUUGGUUGGGAUUCCGAUGACAGCAGCAAUUGAUAUCAUCUUCCGCGGUCUUCAAGCCAGCGCCUACUUUUAUUUUGGAGGACUUCUAAUUUCAAUCGGAUUCUGCUUGACCACCUUUCCAUUCGACCGGUGGAUGACGAGGAAAUAA
Bursaphelenchus xylophilus (pine wood nematode) is the source of this 2417-nucleotide messenger RNA. NCBI's taxonomy places the organism in Eukaryota, Metazoa, Nematoda, Chromadorea, Rhabditida, Aphelenchoididae. The record is from the annotation of a GenBank genome assembly.